AUGAAGUUCUCUCACAGCAUCCAGUUCAAUGCUGUUCCGGACUGGAGCAGUCAUUAUAUUGCCUACAGCAAUCUGAAGAAACUCAUCUAUCAACUCGAGAAGAGUGCCCACCAAGCACGAGCAGGUGGUGACUCAGAAUCCCGACCCCUCAUCUCCAGCGAAGAACCGGCAGACGUAUUCAGCAGAGCCCUCGGCAUCGAGCUCGAGAAAAUAUGUUCCUUCUACGUAGCCAAGGAAGGAGAGCUGUUGGAUGAAGUCAACCAGCUGACUCUAGACGUCGGGCAAAGGACAUCGCCGGAGAAUCCUGACAUGCGGCGAAUGUCGCUCGGCGAGUACAACCGCUCGCAUCUGCGACCGCUGAGCUCUACUGGUCUUGGCUCAGAUGACGACAUGGAGUAUAGCGGCAGUGACGAUGAUGAGACGACUGCGUUGCACAAACCCAAAAGUAGUAGUGGUCGCCGGAGGAGCAUUGCCACUGUCGGCCACCACCAGGCUGAUUUGACUGCGUCCUCAGAGUUCAAUCGUUCUGUACGAAGGCACAGUACUGUUGAGGAUUUUGGCGACCAGUCCGUCAUGUUCUCUUCGGGCCUAUUCUCCUCCAGCAUCAUGCUGAAGAAGCGCAUCAUCAGCCUCUACGUGCAGCUGUGUGAGCUCAAGUCGUACGUCCAACUGAACAAGACUGGUUUCAGCAAAAUUCUGAAAAAAUUCGACAAGAUACUAGACAAGGAACUCAAGGGCCCAUUCAUGCGGGCCAAUGUUGAUACGGCGUAUCCCUUCAAACCCGAAACAAAGAAAACCAUCGAAGAGAAUAUCGAAAAGAUGGAGGAUGCUUACGCUGAAGUUGUUACCGGUGGUGACCGAGAGCUCGCCAAGAAGGACCUACGGUCUCACCUUCGAGAACACGUCGUGUGGGAACGUAAUACCGUGUGGAGAGACCUCAUUGGUAUUGAAAGGCGUGCCGAGGCGGCUAGAUUUGGCCAGUCUCUUCUUGGCCAGGACCAAGCCGCAAUACCGAAGCGCUUACAAGGUGACGAUGACGAGAUGGCAGUCACGAAACAAUUUAGGACGCCUCUGGGACGGCUCUCACUACCUGGUUGGCUGACCAGCUCUUCCAUGCUUACCUUGCUGGGUUCUCUGGGCGCUUUUGCUGUGCUUCUUGCCGUUCCCAUCAUGGACAAGCCCGAGGAGCAAAAUUGCCUGGCCUUGUUGGUCUUUGUCAGCUUGUUAUGGGCAACGGAGACUAUUCCGUUGUUCGUGACAUCGCUGCUCAUUCCCUUCUUAUCCGUUGUGCUCCAGGUCGUUUGCGACGAAAAUGGACCCAAGCGCAGACGUCUUGAUGCCAAACACGCCACCAAUGCAAUCUUUGCUGCCAUGUGGAGUCCAGUCAUUAUGUUGCUUCUUGGUGGCUUCACACUUGCGGCAGCCCUGUCCAAGUGCAAAAUAGAUAAGCGUCUGGCGACGCUCAUCCUCAGCAAAGCUGGCACCCAGCCGCGGACGGUGCUUGUGGCCAACAUGUUUGUUGCUGCAUUUGCAUCAAUGUUGAUUAGCAAUGUGGCUGCCCCUGUUCUGUGCUAUUCCAUCAUCGAGCCCAUGUUACGCACAUUGCCGUCAGAUUCAGACAUGUCCAAGGCCGUCAUCAUCGGUAUUGCUCUCGCCUCUAAUAUUGGCGGCAUGCUUUCGCCAAUUGCGUCGCCGCAAAAUGUAGUUGCUAUGGGCAUCAUGAAGCCCGAACCGACGUGGUUACAGUGGUUCUUCAUUGUCAUUCCCGUGGGGGCCGUCUCUAUCGCCGUUAUAUGGAUGCUGUUGCUCGUGACGUUCCAGCCAGGCAAGGGGACAUCUAUUGCACCGAUACGCCCAGUCAAGGAACGCUUCAGUGCCGGCCAGUGGUUUGUCAGCGUCGUCACCAUCGUCACGAUAGCUUUGUGGUGCGCAAGUCAUCGGAUGGAUCAUGUUUUUGGUGACAUGGGCGUCAUUGCCAUCAUUCCCAUUGUUCUCUUCUUCGGCAUCGGCAUCUUGACCAAGGAAGACUUCAACAACUUCCCCUGGACAAUCAUUAUCCUGGCCGCAGGAGGCUUGUCUCUUGGCAAGGCUGUUCGGUCAUCUGGCUUGCUCCAUGCUGUUGCGGAGCUUGUUUCAAAGAAGGUCGAGGGCAUGAGCCUGUAUGGCGUACUUGUCGUCUUUGCCUCCUUAAUCUUGGUGAUUGCGACCUUCAUCAGCCACACCGUGGCCGCUCUGAUAUUUCUGCCGCUGGUAUUCGACGUUGGCAUGUCGAUGGAGCAGCCUCACCCCAACCUGUUGGUCAUGGGUGGUGUAUUAAUGUGCAGUGCAGCUAUGGGAUUACCCACCAGCGGCUUCCCCAAUAUGACUGCUAUCAUGAAGGAGGACGCCACAGGUCAGAGAUAUCUCCGAGUCAAGCACUUCAUCAGCAGAGGCAUUCCUAGCAGUAUCGCCACCCUCGCUGUUGUCAUCACUCUGGGUUAUGGCAUUAUGCAGGUUGCAGGGUUAGAUUAG
Metarhizium album ARSEF 1941 is the source of this 2511-nucleotide messenger RNA. Its product is annotated as spx. Gene Ontology annotation, cellular component: membrane. Gene Ontology annotation, biological process: monoatomic anion transmembrane transport; phosphate ion transport; polyphosphate metabolic process. The transcript is spliced from 5 exons. The record is from RefSeq and is a predicted model, not a curated record. NCBI's taxonomy places the organism in Eukaryota, Fungi, Ascomycota, Sordariomycetes, Hypocreales, Clavicipitaceae. Bases 1 to 2511 code for a protein of 836 amino acids. Gene Ontology annotation, molecular function: phosphate transmembrane transporter activity.